AUGGCGCGAUCGUGCGCGGCGUCGACGAGCGCGACGUGCGCGCGCGUCGCACGCGCGGGCGCGUCGAGCGGGAGACACCGAAGCGCGAGAGGCGCGUCGAGUUCGGCGUCCGCGGGAGCGCGAGGGAGCGCGACGACGAACGCGACGCCGGGGAAGUCGCGAUUGGUUUUUUUAGGAACCCCGGAGUGCGCGAGCGAGGUGUUGGGGAAGGUUUUGGACGCCGCUGAGGCGGAGAGCGCGACGUUCGAGGUGUGCGCGGUGGUCUCGCAGCCGGGACGGCCGCGAGGAAGAGGGCGGAAGAGCGACGUGCCGCCGCCGUCGCCGGUGGCGGAGUUAGCGCUCAAGCGCGGGAUGGCGGAAGAUCGCGUGCUGUGCCCGGAGAAGGCGAACGAGGAGUGGUUUUUAGACGCCCUGCGCGCGCUCGACGUCGAUGUGAUGGUCACGGCGGCGUACGGCAACUUUUUGCCGCAAAAGUUUCUCGACAUUCCAAAGUUUGGGACUUUGAAUAUUCAUCCGAGUCUGUUGCCGCAAUGGCGCGGCGCGGCGCCGGUGCAGCGCGCGUUGGAGAGCGGACAGAGCGAGACGGGCGUGUCGGUGGCGUACACGGUGCUCAAGAUGGACGCGGGUCCGGUUCUGCGACAAAUCACUCGUCCACUCAAGGGCGACGAGAAGGCACCGGAGCUCCUAACCGAACUCUUUGAGACGGGUGUAAACGCACUAUUGGAGGAGCUUCCGUCCGUGUUCGCGGGCGAGGCGGCGGCGCGUGCCGUUCCUCAAGAUGAGGCGACGCUCAGCCAUGCUGCGAAAGUCAGCCCGGAAGAAGGAGAGUUGAACUUCGCCAAGCAAUCCGCGAUUGAGUGCCACAACAAAGUGCGCGCCUUUGCCGGGUGGCCGGGAACGAAGGCGACUCUGAAGGUCAAGGCGAACGGAGAAGAAGAGGCCAAGGAAGUGGUGCUCAAAAUCGCCACCACGCGCGUCUCAGAGGAAGGCGAUGCAAAGGCUGCGAACGGAGAAGUGGAAGUGUCGAAAAAAGUACUUCGCGUGCCUUGUGGAGGAGGAGGAUGGUUGGAAUUGCUCGAGGUCCAGCCGCCGGGUAAGAAGGUGAUGCCCACAGGCGCGUUCAUCAACGGUAUCAAGGGCUCCAAGGUCUACAUUUAA
Molecule: messenger RNA, 1158 nt
Organism: Ostreococcus tauri
Lineage: Eukaryota; Viridiplantae; Chlorophyta; Mamiellophyceae; Mamiellales; Bathycoccaceae
Product: Formyl transferase, N-terminal
Exons: 1
Coding region: 1-1158 (385 amino acids)
Biological process (GO): conversion of methionyl-tRNA to N-formyl-methionyl-tRNA; biosynthetic process
Molecular function (GO): methionyl-tRNA formyltransferase activity
Source: RefSeq, a predicted model, not a curated record